UUCCGUCAGGACGACUUAGAGGCGAACACCGGCAUGUAGCCUCAUAACACAACGCCAAGUCAGGUCAGCUGUCUUUCUUCCCGUGGUUAUUAUACCGUUCACGGUCCAGAUAAACAAUAAAUGACUGUCCACAUGCAUGUAUUUAAGUUAGGUGUGAGUCACCAUGAAGACUCUGCCAUGUUAGCGAUAGGAGUUUGAAGGUCUUUUAACCUUAGCCGAGCUGCUAGCUUGCUAGCUCCCCAACACGCCCCUACUGAAGUGUUUCCGUUGAAUGACGUCAUAGCCCCUACUGAAGUGUUUACAUUGAAUGACGUCAUAGCCCCUACUGAAGUGUUUCCAUUGUGUCAAGUCAGCGUCAUAGCUCCACGACAUCGUCAGUAAGGUUAAGGAUUGCCGCAUUCCUACAAGUUAUGAGGGCGCUUUUUAAAAAGCUGCAUCGCAUAUUUGUCAAUCUCGCCUUUUUCCCAAGCACUUUGGGCCAUACUUCGCCUCGUCCCGCCGCUUCGGAGGUGCUCACCUGUCACCUGCGGCAGAGGAGGCUGCCGCCCUGGACAUCUUUCUGUGUGCGCUACUCUGCCGUUCAAAAUGACCAGUUUGGACUGUCCAACUUUAACUGGAGCGUCCAGGGAUCGAACUAUCACAUACUGAGAACUGGCUGCUUCCCCUUCAUUAAGUACCACUGUACCAAAGCACCUCCACAGAGCCUGCACUUGGAGGACAGCUUUUUCACCCUGCUCAAAGUCAUCAAUCUAGGUGUCCCCUGUUUGGCCUAUGGAAUCGGUUGUUGGAUGGUUGUGGGUGCUGCUGAAACAGUCCGUACAAGCCUUGGUCCUGUCACAGUCUAUUUUGCUUACAAGGAAGACGAAGGUGGCCAAGUACCUGACUGCCCCCUAGCCAGGGACACGGUGAAGACCUCAACGGCGGAGCAGGCGGAAGACGGUAGAUUUAAGAACUACCACAACAGCUGCGAUGGCGGAAGAAGGCUGCAGCAGAAAAGGGUCCCCAGUCGUCUUGGACUCCAUGCCACUGGACCCUGACCCGAUUCUGUCAAGGAUCGUGUGGUGACUCUCUGUGCACCAGUCUCCCCAUGUAAAAAAAAGUCACGCACAGGCAUCCUCCAUAAAGGGAUACACCCCUACCAGGAGGAUCGUCAUACUCGUUCGAGUGACCGCCGAUGAUGAUGAGAUCGAAUCCCCAUUGCCUACAUUGUUAGCCACCUCUUGCUAGCGUUCUUUAACUAGUCUACCACCUCAGGAACGUUGCUAAACUCCGCCCCUCACUCACUCUCUCUGAUGCCGAGAAGCUUGUCCACGCCUUUGUCUCCUCCAGGCUAGACUACUGCAACGCACUUCUUGUGGGGAUCCCCAGCAAGAACAUCCAGAAACUGCAAUACAUACAGAAUAGUGCUGCUAGGAUCCGGAUGAGAGUGCGGAAAUAGGACCAUAGCACACCAACUCUCAAAUCCCUUCACUGGCUUCCUGUUCCACUCAGAAUUGAAUACAAAGUAUCCCUACUAACCCACCAGUGCCUCCAUGGAAAUGCCCCCCUCUACCUCAAAGAACUACUCACCCCCAAAUCCUCCAUCCACACGACACCUCCGCUCCGGACAGGCUAGCCUCCUCCAACUUCCAAAGACAAAGCUACGAACAAUGGGAGACCGGGCUUUCUGCUCCGCCGCUCCCAGUCUGUGGAACGCUCUCCCUG
This is a messenger RNA of Entelurus aequoreus (snake pipefish), 1704 nucleotides long. RefSeq names its product linkage group 10 C15orf61 homolog (gene lg10h15orf61). Lineage: Eukaryota; Metazoa; Chordata; Actinopteri; Syngnathiformes; Syngnathidae. The transcript is spliced from 3 exons. The record is from RefSeq and is a predicted model, not a curated record. Bases 411 to 1037 code for a protein of 208 amino acids.